Molecule: messenger RNA, 1224 nt
Organism: Seminavis robusta
Lineage: Eukaryota; Bacillariophyta; Bacillariophyceae; Naviculales; Naviculaceae
Source: the annotation of a GenBank genome assembly
AUGGCCGACACAGAGACGUACGCGAAUGUCACGUACAAACAAGAGAAUGGGACUCUCACACUGAAUGACAAGGUAUUCCAUUACCAAGCCGACGCUCCCAGCAAGACAUCGGUGAAAUGCAGUUGGGCCCGAGUGGAAAAGCGACAAUUGUCUCCCGCUUCCAGCAAACAACACAUGAUCAAAAUGUUGUUGGUAUCGGGCAAAACGGCCGUCUUUACCGUCAAGAAUCGACAAAUGCUCGAAGAUUUGCGCACAUCCUGUCAAGCUCAUAUGGAAGCGGCCAAAGCCGCCAAAGCUAUUGAAGAUCCCAAAAAGUCGAUUCGACAAAGUCAACGCGAUACUGAAGCGGCCAUGGACUCGCAACGACAUUCCAGUGUCACGUCGUGGCGUGAUGAACCCGUCAAUAACAAGAACGACAAGCGAGACGAUGAUCGCGAUCGCGAUCGUUUUUGUGCCGGCUGCUGUGCUGGAACGACGUUUUGCCUCAUUUUGAUUUGUAUCAUUUGUCUCUUGCUGGCCGUCACGUGCUUUUUGAUCUAUUGGUUUGUCUUGAAAGAUACCGAUGCGGUUCAAAAUGUACUCAAAGAAACCGGUAUUAAAGACAAAGAUCGCAGUCGACCUCCGGAUGUCGGAGAAGAAUCCCGUUAUGGCAUUCGUGCCGUUCAUCAUGAGUGGGAUUCCGAUGAAGUGUCCCUCCAAUAUGAAUUGUCCGACUAUAUUAUGGACGAUUCCGUCAAAUUCAUUUUAUAUGACGGACUCGAUUGUCGUCUUUCCGAUAAGGAUAUUACCCGGGACAAUCAAUGGCUCUUUAUUUUCCUCAAUAAUCCCGUGGGAGAUGGCGGCGCCAAACUCUACAAUGAAGGACGCGGCACUCGCGAUUUUGAAGUGCAUUUUACACUCAACAAGGGACAAAUCACCGAUGCACCCUUUUUCACACCCAAUGGAUUGGAUGCCGGACGAUUGUCCUUUUGUGUUGGACUUUCCGUGUCCUACAAUAAAGUGGAUUAUUGGGAGUAUACUGAAGAAGUCAACUUCGUCGAGAGAGCUGUUCAAAUGGAUAUCGACUUGUCCGAUUUUAGAAGAAUUGAUGAUUUCAUCAUACGAACCAUUGUUCGACCGAAAUACUAUAGGAGGGAAUUAUCAUCGGGCAGUAUUGCUUUGCGUGGUUCCACAGAGCCGAUCGAUUUCUUGGAGUGGCAAGAAGAAGAAGAAACACAGCAAUAA